GAUUAUGAACGAUGACCAAUAAAUUAAAGCAACACGAAAUUGGGAGACAACCAGAAAUAUUUUAUCAACAAAAUCUCAAUAAAUCUAGAUUUCAUGUACGUAGAGUACUCAUGUUAUCUCUGCGUAAGGAGAGUGAGAUCAUGGCGAGAUUCCAGCAUAGAUUUAGACGGAAAUGGCUGGAUAACUACAUGUUAUGGAGUAGCUUCUUAGGCACUGUCACUUUCUUCAUUCUACUCAUCCCGAUACCGUACUUCUGGGGACAUUCUGAUCGUGGACGUGCACUUCUGCAGACACUAGCUGCUAGCGUAUGGAUUACCUGCUUGAUGAAGGACUUUUGCUGUGUUCCCCGACCGUACUCACCUCCAGUGACGAGAAUAACUAUGGGGACUAGUCACUUGGAAUAUGGAUUUCCAUCGACGCAUUCUACAACGGCAGUAGCACAGGCAUUGGUGCUCAACAAUUGGCUGUCUGAUGCCACGGCUGAUGGGAGUGUUGAUCCUUUCACUAUGUCUGUCCUCCGCACACUUCUAAUCAUAGCAACCUCGAGUGUUGUUUUUGGCAGAUUUUACUGCGGCAUGCAUUCGGCACUCGACUGCUUCAGUGGUGUCAUCACGGGCACAAUGAUUUAUAUUACGCGGUCAUACAUUGGUCCAUACUACGAGGCAUUCAUAGAGCAAUCAACUUUCCUAACACCGAUUCUGUUGACUAUCUUGAGUUUGUACGCAAUACACGCCCACAUAGAACCUGCGGAAGACAAUCCAGCAUUCGAGGACUCUGUAGCAUUUAUUUCUGUAUUCCUUGGUAAUGGGAUUGGUGAAUGGAUAGCUUGCAACUAUGGUUUCCAUCAUUCGACCUACUUUGUCACUAAGCUCACAGGAUGGGAGUGGUGUCUGGCAUCUUUGUUUAAAUAUCCACUGGGCGUCGGUUUGAUCUUUUUGACUAGAAUAUUAUGCAAACCGAUCAUGCAAGCUGUAUUACCGCCUCUGUUUAGAUUAUUACACAAGCUUGUCAAACUUCCUAACAGGAAAAGCUACGUACCAGCAACUGAAUACGAGAGUUAUAAUCCUACGAGCGAUACACUGAACCCUAUACCCUCUGUUGUAGAUUUGGCACAAUUGAAGCAUGUGAAGGAGACGCAUAAUAGCAAGCAGGCCACAGAAAUUGUUGGUGAAGAACGUCCAACGAUUUCUCAAACAACGCAUAGAAAAUUCUCACCAAGACAUUAUGAUGCAGAUGUAAUGACGAGAGUUGUGAGCUAUGCGGCUAUGGGAUUCGUAGGUACUAUUAUAGCACCAAUUAUUUUCGAGAAGCUUGGUUGGGGAUUAUUUUAGUGAUAAAUGAUAGAUGAAUUUGUUAGUAAUACAAUUGAAAUUGUUGAUGGUUU
This is a messenger RNA of Wallemia mellicola CBS 633.66, 1384 nucleotides long. RefSeq lists its product as hypothetical. The record is from RefSeq and is a predicted model, not a curated record. The coding region runs from base 12 to 1331 and encodes 439 amino acids. NCBI's taxonomy places the organism in Eukaryota, Fungi, Basidiomycota, Wallemiomycetes, Wallemiales, Wallemiaceae. The transcript is spliced from 8 exons. Gene Ontology annotation, molecular function: sphingosine-1-phosphate phosphatase activity. Gene Ontology annotation, cellular component: endoplasmic reticulum membrane.